Hansenula ciferrii is the source of this 1410-nucleotide messenger RNA. RefSeq lists its product as uncharacterized. The record is from RefSeq and is a predicted model, not a curated record. NCBI's taxonomy places the organism in Eukaryota, Fungi, Ascomycota, Saccharomycetes, Phaffomycetales, Wickerhamomycetaceae. The transcript has a single exon. The coding region runs from base 1 to 1410 and encodes 469 amino acids.
AUGUUCCAAACAAUUAACCCUUCAAAGUUUUACCAAACAGUUUCAUACAAUCAACCAAAGUCGGAAGAAAAUUAUGAUUGGUAUGAGUUCCAUAUCAAGAUACGACAACAAGUUUCAAGAUAUGCUUUAGACUUCCGAACUUUGAUGUGUCAUUCUAGAUGUCAUACUGGAUUUCAUACCCUUGAAACCAAUAUUAUAGAAAAUCCUCUUUUCAAUGAAAAUUAUUACAAUUCAUGUGCUGCGAUAUACACUGAGAAUACAAACAAUGGUACAUGUUCUGAUAAUUAUAGAGAACCCAAAUUAGCCGUUUUGUGUCCAUUUUGCUAUCCUGAGUUUAGUUAUGAGAUAAAUGAAAUUGAGACAUUUCUUGAGGUUGAAAAUCGUGAUUAUGAGAGACAUUUAAGAGAACUUCAUGGUGUUUAUCCAGAUGGUAUAAAAGCUCCUCAACCAUUUAUUGGUGAUACAGUUCUUACAGAACAUCCAUUUGAUUAUGCUGAAGAUCAAACACCAGAUUUGAAAAUAAUUUGUUCUCAUCAUUUAGAAAAUGAUAAAUCACGAGCAUGUCUUGCUGGUUUCUCAUAUGAUAAGAAUUCUAAAGAACCAUUAGCUGAUUAUUUUAAUCAUUAUUAUCAUACUCAUGUCCUACAUGAAGAUGAAUCACAAAAUAGGCUACGCUUUCAUACAACUUUAUACAAACUUGAUGAUAAUGGAGAACCUGUUACAUUCAGAUUUAAUCACAUGGUUCCAAUCAGCCCUUAUCUUCAUAUUGAAGCAUUACUCAAUUUAAGAGAAGUUUCUGGUGACCAUAGUCAACAACCAUUUGUUUUACUUCCUUGGGAUCUUGAUGUUGUUCAGAAUUCAAUGGAUAGACUUCAAGAUGUUCCAAGCUUUUAUAUUUUAGAUACAACAUCUGAAAAUGUUCAUUCUUUUUAUGAAAAAUUAUUUAACACAAAACAACAUAUCUACACUUAUAAUGAAAAAAUCUAUCAGGAAGUUGUUAGGGGAAUGAGUCAUAAUUUUUCUACUUUAUUUGAAACUGAAGCCCAUUUAUUUGAUAGUAGGCAUGGAUUUAAAAUACCCAAGAAAAGUAUUGUACCAGAUAAAUGUCCUGUUGAUUCUGAUUUUUCUGAUAUUGAUGAACCACUUGGUAAAGAAUACAUUCGUUAUUAUGACUCCAAUUCCAAUUUGGUAGAAGAAGAAGAAGAUUUUGACUUAAUUGAAAAUCUUCCAACUGCUGACGGUACUCCAAUCUUUUGGGAUAAUAAUAGUGAUUUCAGUAAUUUUGAAUGUCACAAACCUGGAUAUCCUGCUUUCAAUAAUGAAGAAAGAACCAAGAUUGAAAGUUCUGGAAAAUUUAGUAAGCGAAGAGCUUUGAAAGAAAAAAUUAAAAGAAUGGUAAAGUUCUACUAA